CUACUCUCUCUCCCCCAUUUUCAUUCUCAAAUUCUGACGCAGAUCCCAUUAUCAUCACUACUCCCCCCCCCUCUCUCUCUCAAAAGCCAUGGAGGAUCUUCCUCAAGGUUACCGUCCCAAUGUCGGAGUCUGUAUUAUCAACUCCGAUGAUCAGGUUUUUGUGGCUUCUAAAUUGAAUUCUCCAGGAGCAUGGCAAAUGCCUCAGGGCGGAAUUGAAGAUGGUGAAGAGCCUAUAUCUGCUGCCAUUCGGGAACUGCGACAAGAAACUGGAAUAGUAUCUGCUGAAAUAAUUGCUGAGGUCCCAAGAUGGUUAACCUAUGACUUUCCGCCUCAUGUGAAGGCUAAAGUCAAUCGGCUCUGGAGAGGUGAUUGGCAUGGACAUGCACAAAAGUGGUUUCUCAUGCGAUUCACUAAAGAUGACAGUGAGAUCAACUUAGCUAAUGGUGAAGCAGACCCUGAAUUUGCAGAAUGGAAAUGGUCAAGCCCUGAAGAAGUUAUUGACCAGGCCGCGGAAUAUAAAAAACCAAUCUAUGAAGAAGUUUUGAGAACCUUUAAGCCUUACUUCCAAGGGAAUGCAAUAUCUGCCAAAUGUAAAUCUUCAAAGUGGUGAAUGGUACAAGUCAUUGUAGUUCUAUCCAUAUCGUUAAGUAAUCUUAUUUAAACAACUUGAUAGCACUUGUCUCUUUGUAAAUAGAUAGUAGUUACAUGGUUAGAACUUAUCGUUUCCUGCUUUUAAUGAUGAGAUAUGUGUGUCAGUACCUAAUUAUUUUUCCCCUCUUAA
This is a messenger RNA of Neltuma alba, 781 nucleotides long. RefSeq names its product nudix hydrolase 25-like. The record is from RefSeq and is a predicted model, not a curated record. Gene Ontology annotation, biological process: ribose phosphate metabolic process; nucleoside phosphate metabolic process. Gene Ontology annotation, molecular function: guanosine-3',5'-bis(diphosphate) 3'-diphosphatase activity; bis(5'-adenosyl)-pentaphosphatase activity. The coding region runs from base 89 to 610 and encodes 173 amino acids. Gene Ontology annotation, cellular component: chloroplast. NCBI's taxonomy places the organism in Eukaryota, Viridiplantae, Streptophyta, Magnoliopsida, Fabales, Fabaceae. The transcript is spliced from 6 exons.